ACGCUGCCUUUGCUCACUUCCGGGUAGUUUGUUGAUGCAAUCAGCUGAAAGUGCAAAGACUAGUAAUGUGUGUCUUCACAUUGAGAAAUGAAUAAGAUACGUAUUUAACUCAAGUCGUCUAUGAAUCUAGAAAGUCUUAUGUGUAAUAAUUCCUGAGACUGGACUGGACCCCCAGCGGUAGCGACUAUGGCCAGUGCCGGGCCCCAAGCCUCUGGCUCUACAGGAGCAGACACCACCUCCAAUCCCAGCUCUGGGAACUCAUCGGGAGAAAGCAGUAGCCAAGACAGCACAUUUGAGUGCAACAUUUGCCUGGACACAUCAAAGGAUGCUGUGAUAAGUCUCUGCGGGCAUCUUUUCUGUUGGCCCUGCUUACAUCAGUGGUUGGAAACCAGACCAAACAGACAGGUAUGUCCAGUUUGUAAGGCCGGCAUCAGCCGUGACAAAGUCAUCCCUCUGUAUGGAAGGGGCAGCACUGGCCAACAGGACCCCAGAGAAAGAACUCCUCCCCGACCACAGGGCCAGCGUCCUGAACCAGAGAACCGAGGGGGCUUUCAAGGCUUUGGCUUCGGUGAUGGGGGUUUCCAGAUGUCCUUUGGGAUAGGAGCCUUUCCUUUUGGCAUUUUUGCCACAGCGUUCAACAUAAACGAUGGUCGACCUCCUCCAGCUGCCCCUGGCACCCCACAGCAUAUGGAUGAGCAGUUCCUGUCCCGCCUCUUCCUGUUUGUGGCGCUGGUGAUCAUGUUCUGGCUACUCAUUGCGUAAAAAGGAUUAGACCGCAGUUAAUUUUGACUUCAGGAUAUGUUCCUCUUCACCGACGCUACAUGACGAAUCAGAUGGUUAAGUGAUAAACACACACAGUUGUGUGUCCGACCAUGUAAAAACUAUUUUGCAGUGUGGACAUUCCCUCUUCGUUCUCCAAUGAUCUUGGUUUGGUUCAAUUUUCAGGGGAUGAUUGUGCUUUUUAACACAUUUCAUAUCUCCUUAAUGUGUGAUUUCAUGUGCAGUAUGUGAGCCUCAUAUUUGCACGUUCAUAACUCAUGUUUGAAGAAACCUGUCAUUAUUUAAUUGUAUGAAUAUAAUACUGUGAUCUUUUUUGACCGUUUUUAUUUUUACUAAUGGUAUAGUAUUAAUAAAACAAGUUCUGGUCAUUUUAAAA
This is a messenger RNA of Alosa alosa (allis shad), 1156 nucleotides long. It is a transcript of the gene rnf185, whose product is annotated as ring finger protein 185. The coding region runs from base 187 to 762 and encodes 191 amino acids. The record is from RefSeq and is a predicted model, not a curated record. Gene Ontology annotation, biological process: ubiquitin-dependent protein catabolic process. Gene Ontology annotation, cellular component: endoplasmic reticulum. Gene Ontology annotation, molecular function: ubiquitin-like protein conjugating enzyme binding; metal ion binding; ubiquitin protein ligase activity. The transcript is spliced from 7 exons. NCBI's taxonomy places the organism in Eukaryota, Metazoa, Chordata, Actinopteri, Clupeiformes, Clupeidae.